UGCAGCAAUUGUGGCACAACAAGCACACCCAUGUGGCGCAGAGAUUCGGAGGGAAGAUGCAUCUGCAACGCUUGUGGUUUGUACGAGAGAGCCAACAACGGCCAGAAAAGAAGUUUGAGACAGGCCAGAGGAAAAGCCCCCUACAAAAGACCCAAUCAAGUUUGCUCCAACUGUUCUACCAGGUCCACCACCAUGUGGCGCAAAACGGAGAACGGAGAAGUAGUUUGUAAUGCUUGCGGACUCUACUACAAGUUAUAUCAAAAACAUCGUCCAUUGGAGCUGAAGAGGGAAAAGAUCCAAACGAGAAAGAGACCAUUGAAAAAAAUGAAGACCAGGAAUGAA
Messenger RNA from Helobdella robusta, 342 nucleotides. RefSeq lists its product as hypothetical. Lineage: Eukaryota; Metazoa; Annelida; Clitellata; Rhynchobdellida; Glossiphoniidae. The record is from RefSeq and is a predicted model, not a curated record. The transcript has a single exon. Gene Ontology annotation, molecular function: zinc ion binding; DNA-binding transcription factor activity, RNA polymerase II-specific; RNA polymerase II cis-regulatory region sequence-specific DNA binding. Gene Ontology annotation, biological process: positive regulation of transcription by RNA polymerase II; negative regulation of transcription by RNA polymerase II; cell fate commitment. The annotation marks the transcript as partial.